AUGAUGGUUGCUCAUUUACCCAUAUUUUUUGUACAUUAUCUGGAUGGGCGUACCGUACCAAGAUUCGAUAUGCGUGAUAAAGAUGGCAUUAUAUACGAUCCAAUAGCGCCAAGAUCUGGGGAACGUUUUAUAGCCAAAUGCAGUCUUGUUGGUUUGACAGAUGAUGAUAAAAGAUCGGUUAGUUGGGAAUUACAUCGAUUUAAUGACAAUAAAAGAUUUUAUUUGGCUACGGAUGAUCAAGUGUUCCAAUUUUACCAACCCAAACAACGUUUAUUUGCUGAACACGAAUUAGAUAGUAACAAUUGGUAUUUAAUAUUCGAUCCAUUAGAUCGCGAAGAUUAUGGCGAUUUGACAUGUAUGCUAGCUGAUACCGGUUAUAAUACGAGCGUAUUUUUGACGAGAAGAUUAACUGUUUACAGUGAACCACUUGUUGUACAAUCGUCAACAAAAGAUAUUGAAGUAUCGGAAGGUGAUAAUGUUGUUUUACAAUGUAUAGCACAAGGUCAACCUGUACCACAAAUACAAUGGAUGAAAGCAGAUGCAUCACCACUUCCAGAUGGAAAUAUUCGUACGAUUGGUAGUAUUGAAUUACCAAUCAAUGAUAUCAAACGACAAGAUCGUGGCAUUUAUAAAUGUUUGGCUGUCAAUCUCGUGGGUUUUGGUGAUACAUGGACAAUGAAACUAAAUGUGAAAUUUCCUCCCUUCAUUCAUUGUCCCUAUCCAGAAGUUGGUCAAGCCGUUAAUUUUAUGGUUGAUGUUUACAUCGAAUGUUAUGUACACGGUUAUCCAGCGCCACGUAUUACUUGGUAUAAAAAUGAUUAUGGUGGUAUAAUAGCAGAUCAAACAACCGUCGAUGUAUUGAAACCAAUAUGGAAUUCAUAUAAAUAUAAAAUCGAAGCAACAAUCCCUGAACCGAAUGUUUGCACAGAUUGUAUAUUAUCACGUUUAACCGUCAUCAAUGUUGAAGCUGCAGAUCUUGGAAUGUACGUUGUCAAUGCUACAACUAAUGACAAACCGUAUUCAACAGCUAUUGAUACCGUCUCUAUAUAUGAAACCCCUGAAUGUCAACAAUUUAUUACUCAUCGUGACAAUAUCGGAUGUCGUAAAAUACGUUUUUCAAUCAAUUCUGCUCAAAAAAAGGUUAACAACUUCGAUUUUAAAAUUCUUAUUACAUUAAUUUUAAUUAUCGGUUUACAGUUAGUAGAAAAUAUUUCUUAG
Molecule: messenger RNA, 1218 nt
Organism: Didymodactylos carnosus
Lineage: Eukaryota; Metazoa; Rotifera; Eurotatoria; Philodinida; Philodinidae
Source: the annotation of a GenBank genome assembly